UGUGGUGCCUGAUAGGCUGUGCAUGACUAAACUCUACUAGCAAUGUAAACUUUCCUCUUGCCUUAUGCAGGAGAUGUUGCUUCUGAAAAUUAGCAGGCUCAUCCUCUUAAUGGACUUUACUCCCUCCAUGCCCUAGAGAAUGACCUUCUUGUUGCAGACCUAUAAGUCAAAUUCCAUUCACAGAUUCCAUGAGAAUUCUUCAGACUCGGGGUUUACUCCUCCCUCCCCUUUCUAACACUAGGUCUGGUCAAAGACAGAUCAAGAGAUGGCUGAUUUAGAUGGGCUGCACUGAAAAAUUUAUAGCCCAGUUUCUUCCUAUUGUGUUCGUUUGUUUGACUGAAAGUUGGAUUAAAACUGAGGAUAGCUGGACUCCAGACACCAUGACUGAAUGCUUUGAUUGCCACUACUGCAAAGAGUCUCUAUUUGGUAAGAAGUACAUCCUGAAGGAGGACAGCCCCUACUGCGUGAAAUGUUAUGAAAACCUUUAUUCCAACACCUGUGAGGAAUGCAAAAAUCCUAUUGGCGCUGACUGCAAGGAUCUGUCUUACAAGGACCGCCAUUGGCACGAAACCUGCUUCCACUGCUUCCAGUGCAAGAAUUCUUUGGUGGACAAACCUUUUGCUGCAAAAGAGGAACAUCUACUUUGUACUGAUUGCUACUCCAACGAAUACUCUUCCAAAUGUAAUGAGUGCAAGAAGACUAUUAUGCCAGGUACUCGGAAAAUGGAAUACAAGGGCAACAGCUGGCACGAGACCUGCUUUAUCUGCUACCGCUGCCAACAGCCUAUUGGGACAAAGAGCUUCAUCCCCAAGGACAAUCAAAAUUUCUGUGUACCCUGCUAUGAAAAGCAGUUUGCCAUGCAAUGCGUCCAGUGCAAGAAGGCUAUCACCACAGGAGGCGUUACCUACCGGGAGCAGCCAUGGCAUAAGGAGUGCUUCGUGUGUACUGCGUGCAAGAAGCAGUUGUCUGGACAGCGCUUUACCUCCAGGGAUGAGUUUGCAUACUGCUUGAGCUGCUUCUGCAACCUCUAUGCCAAAAAGUGUGCUGGAUGCACAAACCCAAUCAGUGGACUCGGAGGAACCAAGUACAUCUCCUUUGAAGAACGGCAGUGGCACAAUGAUUGCUUUAACUGUAAGAAGUGCUCCCUUUCAUUGGUGGGUCGUGGCUUCCUCACAGAAAGGGAUGACAUCCUUUGCCCUGAAUGUGGAAAGGAUAUUUAAAGCUCAGACUAAGAGGUGAGGAAGAAGGGAGGAAAGCCGUGCUUGCAAUAUAGUCUGAAAUACAUGGAUGUUCAGCUUUGCCACUCUGUGUCUCACUGUAUUAUUAACAUUUCUUAACCUUUUUCUUUAUAUUCUCCAAAACUGAAGGGAAAGCAACUUUAAAAUCUCUAAUAGUAGCAUUGGUGUUUAAGAUUUCUACCAAUAACAAAAAAUAAUACAAAACCUAUGAUGUAAAACUAUAUGGCUGGUUUUGACACAACAUUCUAUUUUUAAGGGUUUGGGGUUUUUUCCUAAAAAAUAUUCCAGUUAACAGCAAGUGAUACAGUUCAAGGAUUACAAUGGCCACACAUAAUACUUCAUAGGUGGAUAUUCAAGGUGAAGCCUUCAAGCCCACUGAAAUCAAUGGCAAAGGCCACUCAAUUCCAAUAAGGCUGGUGUAAACCCAGUGUUCUUGAGCUAUGUGACUAGUGUGUGCUGUCAAAUCUGUAGAAAGACUGCCAAAGUAGGAUGUGUUUCAAUGUACAUGGAUUUGUGACAUGCCACAAAGAGAUAAUGAUGAAGCAGUGGAAGCAGGAGUGCUUCAUGACAGGUACAUAUUUUAUUGCAUGUCUAGCUGAUCAUUGUGUGAAGUACAAGUUCUGAUCGACAGUGUCAGUAUUACAGUUAGUUGACAUUACACUGCACAUUGUAUUUUUCAAAAUAAAAUUGUUUAAAACAAA
Hirundo rustica (Barn swallow) is the source of this 1939-nucleotide messenger RNA. It is a transcript of the gene FHL2, whose product is annotated as four and a half LIM domains 2. Bases 279 to 1220 code for a protein of 313 amino acids. Gene Ontology annotation, molecular function: transcription coregulator activity; transcription factor binding. Gene Ontology annotation, cellular component: Z disc; nucleus. The record is from RefSeq and is a predicted model, not a curated record. Gene Ontology annotation, biological process: negative regulation of transcription by RNA polymerase II; negative regulation of calcineurin-NFAT signaling cascade. The transcript has 6 exons. Lineage: Eukaryota; Metazoa; Chordata; Aves; Passeriformes; Hirundinidae.